Anguilla anguilla (European eel) is the source of this 2714-nucleotide messenger RNA. It is a transcript of the gene agtrap, whose product is annotated as angiotensin II receptor-associated protein. Bases 132 to 860 code for a protein of 242 amino acids. The transcript is spliced from 7 exons. Gene Ontology annotation, biological process: angiotensin-activated signaling pathway; regulation of blood pressure. Lineage: Eukaryota; Metazoa; Chordata; Actinopteri; Anguilliformes; Anguillidae. The record is from RefSeq and is a predicted model, not a curated record. Gene Ontology annotation, cellular component: plasma membrane.
UGUUCUGGGAGGGAGGGGUCAGGACAUUUGUGCAGAGACCUGAUGGUUUUUUAUGCUUGUACAAGAGAGGAGAUUGCCCAGAGGGGAACAUAAUCUACAUAAUAAAAAAAAUCGGCGCCUGGCCAUAAAACAUGGAAAUCCCAGCCGUGAACCUCAAGGCCAUAGUUCUGGUGCACUGGCUUCUGACCACCUGGGGAUUCAUGGCCUGGCUGCCCUCUUCCUAUGCCUGGGGAAACUUCAGCGUGCUGGGGGUGGGGAUGUGGGCCAUCGCCCAGAGAGACUCUCUUGAUGCUGUGCUGAUGUUCCUGGUUGGGAUGACGAUGACGCUGCUGACUGACGUUGUGCAUUUCGGCGUUUACUAUCCCCUGGCGGAGGGCCUGGCCGAGAGGAGCCGGGACACCUUCCGCUUCAGCGUGGGUAUGGCCAUACUCAGCCUCCUGCUGAAGCCCAUAUCCUGCUUCUUCCUCUACCAGAUGUACCGCGAGAGGGGCGGUGAAUACAACGUCAACUUCGCAGAUCAAAGAAUGAGUCCCACACAGGAAAAUGGCCGAGAGACUGGCAAAACUGGCAGGAAAGCCGAGAAGAGGCCGAGAGAGGCGACGUACAGUGAGCCCUCAGUCGACAGGAGCACUGUUGACAUUAAUGUUUUGGGGUCAAUUGAUGAAAAACUGACCAAACUCGACAUCCUUGACCUGCUCAGAUCAGACACAAUGGAACUGAAGACAAGUGUGGAGUACAGUCACUACUUGAUUGGACAGCUGAAGACAGAAAAUCACAGGACCAAAGGGUUCACGUGGGAAAGAGACAGCUACCAAGCCAUUGAUCCGCAGGACCCGCCCACCAUUUCAGCUAAUCCCUGAGUGGAGCACGUCAGCAACAGGACAGGGGCAAGGCCUCCUAUUGGCUCAAAGAGAGGGCACAGAAAGGGCAAGAAGGAGGACGCACUUGGUUAUGUAUUGUUCUGACCCGCCUUUUGAAAAUAUGACCAAAAGGUCCCUAGUCGGGCACAUACAAAGCGAUAGAAAGUUCCAUGGGAUAAAUGCGGCUCUUUUUUUGCACAGUCAACAUUUAAAAAAAUCUUUAGAUUAUUUUAUCAUAACAGAAUUUACAUCUAUUACAGUUUCCUCUAGGUAUGUCUUUAAAUUACAGUACACAUGCAGUACUGACUCAGCUCUCUGCUUUUAUUUAUUUGUGUCUCCACCGAAUUAAUGUUGCUGACCUGGAUAUCGGUGGGUAUCCAAUAAAAAACUGAAAAAGGUUUUAUUUUUAUUUUUUGGGUGUCAGUCUUUCAAGAGAAAGGCAUCCAUUAUCCAAAAUGCUUUACGCUUGUUUGUGGCUUGCCUUCCACGCUCAGUUGGUAGCACAAUGGUGCUUCUGUGCAUAUCAAACAUGCAGUACCCACAGCGAUCAUUGAUACACUUUGUAAUAUUGCUAACCAUUCCCUUCCUAUAAAUUUCACCUCAGAAUGUCCCGAAGCCUAUCCCUCCCCUGUAAAUGUAGAAGUUAGAUAUGAGCUGUGGAGCUACCAAAAGCAAAGCACAGAGAAAAAAAUCCUUCAUGAGUGGGAACUAAUGCGUGGCUAAUAGCGUAUCUCGCAGUACAGAAUGGCUAAGAAAUGCCAUGAUGCAUUUUAAAUGUCUCCAUUGUGCAUAUGUUCUGUAUGUUGAGGAGUGGUAUUCACUUGUAAAAAAAAAAAAAAGAAAAGAUGGAGGCAAUGCUGGGAGUACCUCAUACCUUGUUAUGAUUGUUUUUUUUUCCCUUUGUGUAUUUCUAGAAUUGCUGCUCAGGUUGUAUUCACAAUAGAGGCUACAGAGACCUACGGAAGAGAUAGCUCUUCAUGUACUUCAAUGACAGCAUUGUGGCUGCAUUUAUGUGUUGUUGGGAGGGGGUGAUGCAGCAUUAAACUAAAAACACAUGACUGACUUAAAUCCCCUCCCCCACCCCCUGCUGCAACAAAGCCAGUCAAGUCCCACCACUGUAGAAACAUAGUCAUAGCCAGUGAUGAUAUAGUGUUGAUUUGGAUGUACAACAUCCAGGCUGUUGUGCCCACGGCACUCAGAAAGAACACCUUUAUCCACCCCCUGCGUCUUCCAUGGCCUUUUGAAUCUCUGUAUGAAACAGAGUUUAUGUAGCAAACUGCUUACUUAUGAAGGCCUGAUUGAAAUGCAUAGUUGACUUAUUAGAGAAAUGGGUUGACUGUCUUGCUAAUGCAAGAUAAUGAAGCCCUGAAAGAAUUUUGUGGCAGUCCACCACCCAGUCAAACCUUAUCUGUCUGACACAGAUGUGGCGAAGCCAGGCUGUUGUACACCUCCCUGAUGUCCACUCUGUACUCAUUUUCAGUUGUUUGCAUUAUGUUUUGUUGGCAUGUUCUGCUAAAUGUAUACACCUAGGUUUGCCAUGGGAGACAUUCCUGGCUUUUGCAGUAGGAGGUGGUGUGUUCUCGUUCCUGUGUUUAGUGGUUGUAGGGGGUAUCAACCCACUUGGUCUGGACCUUCUUAAUUCCAAAUGCACUUGUAUUUUCUGUUCUUAUUCAAGCAGUUAUUUGUUCUCUUUUUAACCUGAAUGAUGAUUCAGGUUUCCAUAGGAACUGCACGCCCUCUGUGGGGAAAGGAACCACGCCGUUCAGUUGCAACACAGUUAAAAGAACGGACUUUGAGUUGCGCACACAAAAAGACUUCUUUUCUGGGAAUGCUCUGGUGGUCAGGAAUUACCAG